This is a messenger RNA of Polyodon spathula (Mississippi paddlefish), 705 nucleotides long. Its product is annotated as dynein light chain Tctex-type 4-like. Bases 1 to 705 code for a protein of 234 amino acids. Gene Ontology annotation, biological process: microtubule-based movement. Gene Ontology annotation, molecular function: dynein intermediate chain binding. The transcript has a single exon. The record is from RefSeq and is a predicted model, not a curated record. Gene Ontology annotation, cellular component: cytoplasmic dynein complex; cytoplasm. NCBI's taxonomy places the organism in Eukaryota, Metazoa, Chordata, Actinopteri, Acipenseriformes, Polyodontidae.
AUGACAACCAAGCAGCUGCCCUUAUUGCAGGAGACUCUGGCUCAGUUUAACCAAGCUCAGGCUGCAGAGAGUGGCGGUGUCCUGCGGACUCGGGCAGGCUCCAUUUCUACUCGUCGUAGCUCUCAAUCUGUGGACCUUUACCACCCCAAGCACCUACUGCACCUCAAGAGUGUGGAAGGAUCCCUUUCUGUCAUCCCCUCCCGCCGCAGCUCGGUCUUCAGCAACCUCAUCCUCACCCGCAAGGAGUCCUUAUCUCUGGGCAAGCGACUCUCGCUGGGACCCUGGAUGCGCUGCGGCCGGGUCAGCUUCUCUGGCCUGCCACUAUUCCAGCCUGUCCAGGAGACUCAGUUCGAGAACACCUACAAAACCCAUCCAGACGAGGGUUUUCGUUUUGAUGCCUGUAAGGUCCAGCGCCUCCUUGAGGCUACACUAGCUGGUUUUCUGAGUGACACGCGGUACAACCAAAUUACCUGUGGACAAGUGACCAAGAACCUUUCUGAUCUCAUCCGUAGCAAAGCCAAAGAACUUAAACCACCCCGCUAUAAGCUGGUCUGCCAUGUCGUCCUAGGACAGCUCAACAAGCAAGGCCUGAGGGUUGCCAGUCGCUGUCUGUGGGAUUCAGACAAAGAUAACUUUGCAGUUGCUACUUUUCAAAACACCUCACUCUUUGCCGUAGCUAUGGUCCAUGGAUUGUAUUGUGAGUGA